CCUCUCAACCCACCAAUACUAAACGGAUGCUGGCUCUCCUUCAGCGACAAUGGCUGCAAUUCGUCUGAGAGACUCCGACCAAUGGAUGUCACAGCACACUGGUCACGCAACUAUACUAAACGGAAACGUGAUUGUCCCAACAAAAACAGACAACUGGCUCGAGGGACCACCUGGCCCAGACGGAGCCAUACAAAUCUUCACAGAUGGCUCAAAACUGGACAAUAAGGUCGGAGGGGGAAUCUACUCCGAACAGCUAAACAUAAGACACUCUUUCAGGCUUCCAGAUCACUCCAGUGUCUUCCAAGCGGAGUUCAUAGCGAUCAACGAAGCCUUGGGGUGGCUUUGUGAAAUUGCCACUACGGCAUCUCAUUUAAACAUUUAUGUAGAUAGUUUGUUUGCUUAAUGGCAAUUUAUUUAUAAGUAUGGAUUUUGAACUUAAUAUAUA
Molecule: messenger RNA, 445 nt
Organism: Drosophila obscura
Lineage: Eukaryota; Metazoa; Arthropoda; Insecta; Diptera; Drosophilidae
Exons: 2
Coding region: 50-403 (117 amino acids)
Molecular function (GO): RNA-DNA hybrid ribonuclease activity; nucleic acid binding
Source: RefSeq, a predicted model, not a curated record